Lagopus muta (rock ptarmigan) is the source of this 5644-nucleotide messenger RNA. RefSeq names its product TRAF2 and NCK interacting kinase (gene TNIK). The coding region runs from base 212 to 4315 and encodes 1367 amino acids. NCBI's taxonomy places the organism in Eukaryota, Metazoa, Chordata, Aves, Galliformes, Phasianidae. Gene Ontology annotation, molecular function: protein kinase activity; ATP binding. Gene Ontology annotation, biological process: protein phosphorylation. The transcript has 34 exons. The record is from RefSeq and is a predicted model, not a curated record.
GCGGCGUGCCCUGCCCGCCGGCAGCCCGCGGCCGCCCCUAGCCGCCCCUAGGUGCCGAGGCGCGGGCGGAGGGGCAGGGGCGGCGGCGGCAGCUUCUCCCUCCCCGGCAGCCCCGCAUGAGGGGAGGCGUUAAAUAGCGCUAGCGCCGCGCCGGCCGCCACUGCCAGCUCGGUGGUGGCGGGGCCGCCUCGCCGGCGGCGGCGGAGGAAACAUGGCGAGCGACUCGCCGGCGCGGAGCCUGGACGAGAUCGACCUCUCGGCGCUGCGGGAUCCUGCAGGAAUCUUCGAGUUGGUGGAGCUUGUUGGCAAUGGCACGUAUGGGCAGGUGUAUAAGGGUCGUCAUGUUAAAACAGGACAGCUUGCUGCUAUUAAGGUUAUGGACGUCACCGGGGAUGAAGAGGAAGAGAUCAAACAAGAAAUUAACAUGCUGAAGAAGUACUCUCACCACCGAAAUAUUGCUACAUAUUAUGGUGCUUUUAUUAAGAAGAACCCACCGGGAAUGGAUGAUCAGCUCUGGCUGGUGAUGGAGUUCUGCGGCGCGGGCUCCGUCACCGACCUCAUCAAGAACACAAAGGGGAACACUUUGAAGGAGGAGUGGAUUGCCUACAUCUGCAGAGAGAUUUUAAGGGGCUUGAGUCAUCUACACCAGCACAAAGUAAUUCAUCGAGACAUCAAGGGACAGAAUGUAUUGCUGACGGAAAAUGCAGAAGUUAAACUAGUGGAUUUUGGUGUCAGUGCUCAGCUGGACAGAACAGUGGGCAGGAGGAAUACCUUCAUUGGAACGCCUUACUGGAUGGCCCCUGAGGUCAUUGCUUGUGAUGAAAAUCCUGAUGCCACUUACGACUUUAAGAGUGACUUGUGGUCUCUGGGGAUAACAGCCAUAGAGAUGGCAGAAGGCGCUCCCCCUCUCUGUGACAUGCACCCCAUGAGAGCCCUCUUCCUCAUCCCCCGGAACCCAGCCCCGAGGUUGAAAUCCAAGAAGUGGUCUAAAAAGUUUCAGUCUUUCAUUGAGAGCUGCCUGGUGAAGAACCACAGCCAGAGACCGACGACGGAGCAGCUGAUGAAACACCCCUUCAUCAGAGACCAGCCCAACGAGCGGCAGGUCCGCAUCCAGCUCAAGGACCACAUUGACAGGACGAAGAAGAAGCGAGGAGAAAAAGAUGAGACAGAAUACGAGUACAGUGGAAGUGAGGAGGAGGAGGAGGAAAAUGACUCUGGAGAGCCCAGCUCCAUCCUGAACCUGCCUGGUGAGUCCACGCUGCGCCGGGACUUCCUGAGGCUGCAGCUGGCCAACAAGGAGCGCUCGGAGGCACUGCGCCGGCAGCAGCUGGAGCAGCAGCAGCGGGAGAACGAGGAGCACAAGAGGCAGCUGCUGGCCGAGCGGCAGAAGCGGAUCGAGGAGCAGAAGGAGCAGAGACGAAGGCUGGAGGAGCAGCAGCGGCGGGAGAAGGAGCUGCGCAAGCAGCAGGAGCGGGAGCAGCGGCGGCACUACGAGGAGCAGAUGAGGAGGGAGGAGGAGCGGCGGCGUGCCGAGCACGAGCAGGAGUACAUCAGGCGACAGUUAGAGGAGGAGCAGAGACAGUUAGAGAUCCUGCAGCAGCAGUUGUUGCAGGAGCAAGCACUACUUCUGGAGUAUAAGCGCAAGCAGCUGGAGGAGCAGAGGCAAGCAGAGCGGCUGCAGAGGCAGCUCCAACAGGAGCGGGACUACCUGGUGUCCCUGCAGCAGCAGCAGCAACAGCAGCGGCAGGACCAGAGACCAGCAGAGAAGAAACCACUCUACCAUUACAAAGAAGGGAUAAACGCCAGCGAGAAACCAGCGUGGGCCAAGGAGGUGGAGGAGCGCUCCCGACUCAACCGUCAGAGCUCGCCGGCGAUGCCACACAAGGUGGCCAACAGGAUUUCAGACCCCAACCUGCCUCCUCGCUCAGAGUCCUUUAGUAUUAGCAGUGUGCAGCCGGCGCGGACCCCACCCCUGCUCAGACCCGUGGACCCACAGAUUCCACAUCUGGUCACUGUGAAAUCCCAAGGAAGCUCCUUGUCUGGGUCUCAGUCACUGCAUGAACAGCCUGCAAAGGGGAUGGCUGGGUUUCAGGAGGCUCUGACGGUGACCUCUCACCGCACUGAGAUGCCAAGGCAGAACUCGGACCCCACCUCAGAAAACCCUCCUCUGCCCCCUCGCAUUGAAAAGUUUGACCGAAGUUCUUGGUUACGGCAGGAGGAAGACAUUCCACCAAAGGUGCCUCAACGAACCACUUCCAUAUCCCCGGCGCUGGCGAGGAAGAACUCCCCAGGCAAUGGCAGUGCCCUAGGACCCAGGCUGGGCUCCCAGCCCAUCCGGGCAAGCAAUCCAGACCUGAGGAGGACGGAGCCCAUCAUUGAGAGCCCUCUGCAGAGGACCAGCAGUGGCAGCUCCUCCAGCUCCAGCACGCCCAGCUCACAGCCCAGCUCCCAGGGCGGCUCCCAGCCAGGCUCCCAGGCUGGCUCCAGCGAGCGCAACAGAGUCAGAGGAAACGUCAAACCCGAAGGCUCACCCGUGCUCUCCCACGAGCCCCCUAAGAUCAAGCAGGAAGACAACCGAGAUGUGACGCGACCAAGCCGACCCGCUAGCUAUAAGAAAGCUAUAGAUGAGGGAGAAAUGGAUCUGACGGCCUUAGCCAAAGAACUGAGGGAGCUGCGCAUCGAAGAGACCAAUCGCCCUCUGAAGAAGGUGACAGACUACUCUUCCUCCAGCGAGGAGUCAGAGAGCAGCGAAGAAGAGGAGGAAGAUGGGGAAAAUGAGACACACGAUGGGACCGUGCCUGUCAGUGACAUCCCAAGGCUUAUACCAACAGGAAUUCCUGGAAGCAAUGAGCCAUACAACCUGGGAAUGGUGACAACCCACGGUCUGGAGACUUCCCAUGCAGAUACGUUUAGCAAUAUUUCAAGGGAAGGGACUUUAAUGGUGAGAGAGACCUCUGGUGAAAAAAAGCGUUCUGGCCACGCAGCCAGCAAUGGCUUUGCAGGCCACAUCAAUCUCCCUGAUCUGGUGCAGCAAAGCCACUCGCCUGCAGGCACACCGACCGAGGCCCUGGGGCGAGUCUCCACGCAUGCGCAAGACAUGGACUCGGUGCCUGAAUAUGGAAUGGGAAGUAGCACCAAAGCCUCUUUCACCCCCUUUGUGGACACCAGAGUGUAUCAGACCUCGCCUACCGAUGAAGAUGAAGAUGAGGAUGAAGAGUCAUCUGCUACUGCACUGUUCACCAGCGAGCUGCUCAGACAGGAGCAGGCCAAGCUGAACGAAGCCAGGAAGAUCUCCGUGGUGAACGUGAACCCCACCAACAUCCGUCCCCACAGUGACACCCCAGAGAUAAGGAAGUAUAAGAAGCGCUUCAACUCGGAGAUACUGUGUGCUGCUUUGUGGGGUGUAAAUCUGCUGGUGGGCACAGAAAAUGGCCUGAUGCUGCUGGACCGAAGCGGGCAAGGGAAGGUCUACAACCUGAUCAACAGACGGCGGUUCCAGCAGAUGGACGUGCUCGAGGGCUUGAAUGUCCUCGUGACAAUAUCAGGAAAGAAGAACAAGCUGCGAGUGUAUUAUCUCUCCUGGCUGAGAAACAGGAUUUUACACAACGACCCCGAAGUAGAGAAGAAGCAGGGCUGGAUCACGGUUGGGGAUCUGGAAGGCUGCAUCCACUACAAAGUUGUGAAAUACGAAAGAAUCAAGUUCCUGGUGAUUGCCUUAAAGAAUGCUGUAGAGAUCUAUGCUUGGGCUCCUAAACCAUAUCACAAGUUCAUGGCAUUUAAGUCUUUUGCAGAUCUCCAGCACAAACCGCUGCUUGUCGAUCUCACUGUAGAAGAGGGUCAGAGGCUCAAGGUUAUCUUUGGAUCACACACUGGUUUCCAUGUGAUUGAUGUAGAUUCUGGGAACUCUUACGAUAUCUAUAUACCAUCUCACAUUCAGGGCAAUAUUACUCCUCAUGCCAUUGUCAUCCUGCCUAAAACAGACGGGAUGGAGAUGCUUGUGUGCUACGAGGAUGAAGGUGUUUAUGUGAACACCUACGGACGGAUAACUAAAGAUGUGGUGCUCCAGUGGGGAGAAAUGCCUACUUCUGUGGCCUACAUUCAUUCCAAUCAAAUAAUGGGCUGGGGAGAGAAAGCUAUUGAGAUUCGGUCAGUGGAGACGGGACAUUUGGACGGAGUAUUUAUGCACAAGAGAGCUCAAAGAUUAAAGUUUCUAUGUGAAAGAAAUGAUAAGGUAUUUUUCGCGUCGGUCAGAUCCGGAGGAAGCAGCCAAGUAUUUUUCAUGACCCUCAACAGAAACUCCAUGAUGAACUGGUAACAGAAGAGCCCUUGGCACUUACCUUCGUGGCAUUAUUUCUAAUUUAAAGGACAUUAAACACGUGGACUAACACUGUAGAGGCAGAUGCGGAGGGCCCUGAGGAUCACCGCUCCCCACGCUCCCCUGCCGCCCUGGGGAGGGCUCGGCACGCACCCCGCGCGUGGCUUGGGAUAGGGAAACCACCUCUGGAGGUCUCCCGAUUACGCUGUGUUAUAGUGGGUUAUGAGGUUGUUUUCUUUCUUUCUUUCUUUCUUUCUUUCUUUUUUUUUUUUUUUUGUUUGGUUUUUUUUUUUGUUCUUCCCAGUUUUUCUUUGUCCCCUACUUUGUAAGAACGGGGAAAGAAACCGUGUCAAAAAGUCUGUUUUUAAUUCUGUCUGCCUGCUAGCAUCAAAUAUAUAGUAUGUUGUAAAGUUACCAAUUAAAUCUGGUGAGAGACAGCACAAUAAAUGUACCUUUUAUCUUUGUGAUGAAGGCCAUAACCGUAUAGCUGGGUAAUUUUAGAAGUCUUUUGCCUUCACCAACAUUUACAUGUUGCUUUUGGCAGCAACGGCUUAACAGAUUUUUAAAGAAGAGAAAAAUAAUAGGUUUUUUUCCCCUCUUUUGGGAAAUGGAUUUUAAAUGGCUAAACUACUAGCCUUAGACUAAUAAAAAUCAGCUACCAUUUUUGUCAAGUCUGUCCAUCCAUAUUUCUAUAUGGAUCUUCACAUGAUGCUGUGUCGUGAUAGGGACAGCGGUGCCGUUUGAUGCCGGCGGGAGAGGGCUGGGAUGGAGGGGGGCUGGGGGGCCUCAGGCACCCAUCCCAUGGAGGGGCAGCCGGCGUGGGGACGGGCACAGAGCGAGCCGCCCGCUGUGCUGCUGAUGGGCUUGUAAAGAGCUUAACAAUAUUUAUGUGCGUGGUUCCUUCGGCCAAGGGUCUGAAUCUAUACUCGUUUUCUGCCCCCCCACCCCCCCGUGCUCCCUACGAAUUACCCAACAUACAGUGAAAGACGACAUCUGUGCCGAAAUGUGUGUGUGUUUAGUUCGGGUUGAAUCGUGUCCUUAUAAACUCUGCUCAGUUGAUUUACGUUUCAGUGCGUAUCUGGGGUUUUCUUUCUCAGUAGCUGCAAGCAUGGCCGCUGUGGUAUUGGGGUGUCGCAUAACAAGGUCUGUGUUGCUGGUUUUAACCUACCUCGUUUCGUUUGGGUUGUUUUUUUUUCGUUUUGUUUUCGUUUUGUUCCGUUGUUUUGCUGUUGAUCACAGCACUGUUACCUCCAGCGACAUAUAGAGAGCUUAACUGGCAAUCUUGGUGUACUCAGUAACGAUGGCUUUAUUAAAAAAUGAUUAAAUCAA